Messenger RNA from Orbicella faveolata, 2759 nucleotides. RefSeq lists its product as uncharacterized. The record is from RefSeq and is a predicted model, not a curated record. Lineage: Eukaryota; Metazoa; Cnidaria; Anthozoa; Scleractinia; Merulinidae.
ACAAAGUACAUCGUCUUCAAGAACAAGUGGAAGACUUGACAAAAUGCAAUGAAACUGCGUUGCGUCAAGACAAUUCCAUGCCAACUGCGUGUCCAGAGAAACUUGUAGAGCUUAUCAAACGAGACUACAAAGGUGCUGUUCUUUGUCCGUUUCCAUGGUGCGAGGAUGAGCUUCAACUGGAACUGUCGAACAUCUUCACAAGAUUAGUGAUAAUCAGUAAGAAAAAAGAACGCGCGAGGCAAACGGACAACAUCGUAAAUAUGACGGAUGUCUUCGCACCACAUAAAGAAUGUGACAAACCGAGAGUGGUGCUGAUUGAAGGGCAGCCUGGAAUGGGUAAAACCACUUACUGUCAGAAGCUUGCAUAUGAUUGGUCCGUGGCGGGAAUUCCACCUGCAGCUUCGUUUCCCAAAGUGGAGAUUCUUCUCCUUCUGAAGUGCCGCGACAUGAAGACUGCUAACAUCGAGGAAGCUAUCAAUGAUCAGCUGCUACCACAUGAUGCAGACAAGAAGGAGAAGGAAAACUUCUUCGAGUUCAUUCGCCGUAAUCAAUCUAGAAUCUUAUUGGUUCUUGAUGGAUUGGAUGAAUUGCGUCACGAUCUGUCGCAGGGUAUCCUACCCUUGAUUAAAGGCAAAGUUUUAUCCAAUACUUAUUUAAUGUUGACAGCUCGACACGAGGCAGGAACGGUGGUACGGCGAUACUGUGACUCACUUUUUGACAUUGUUGGCUACACCAAUCAAGAUGCUGAAAGCUACAUCGAGAAGUAUUUCAGCAAUCACGAGAAUCCGAGCCUUGCAAAGAAAAUGAUCAAGAAAUUGAACAGGAGUCCACAGCUGAGGGAAUUGACUGCUAAUCCACUUAACACAGCUCUGCUGUGCCUUGUUUGUGAAGAAUCAGAAGGAAAGUUCCCUUCAAACAGAAGCAAGUUGUAUGACGAACUUGUUUCUUGUGCUUUGAGAAGAUAUUGUGCAAAGAAGGAGGUUUCUUUGCAGAACAAUGAUGAUCCCAUCGAGGCAUUUGCAGACCAACUCAGUUUGCUGGGAAAGAUGGCCCUGGAAGCUCUACUGAAUGAUCAAGCGUAUUUCACUGGAGACGAGUUGAAAUGCCAAUCAACGGAAUUCCUAGAAUUCGGUUUUCUUUCUCGAGAGGCUAGUGUGAGUAAAAUCAGGCCAAACCCGAGUUAUUCGUUUACCCAUAAGACCUUUCAGGAAUAUUUUGCGGCGUACCACUUGGCCCAUCAACUGUUAAAAGGAGACAAAGAAAGCGACACUCUGCUAGAUCAGCUCAGUCCUGUUGACAAGUAUUGGCAGGUGUGGGGAUUUCUCAUCACAACGGUAGCAAGUAAGAGUGAUGAUAUAGCAGUUUUUCUCGUGUCCCGUCUUUGCGCCUCCUUUCAACUUGAUACGCAAAUCAAUUUACUUCCUGCAGUGAGUUGGACAGAGGGGGAAGAAAGCGAGGAAGGAGAAGAUAGCGACAAUAGCGGUGGUGACUGUGGUUUCGACGACUACUUCGAGGACGACAUAUGGAUGAGAUCCUACGAGGACGACGAGGACUUUGAGGACGAUGGUGUUGCGGACAGUGACGAGGACAGCGGUGGCGAUGGCGACAGUUUUGAGGUUGACAUUUGUAAAGAUGAUUCUUUCGACUGGCGAUUGUAUUCCGAAAUUAAGGCAACGGAAGAUACAACGGAAAAUGACUUUUUAACUGGAAUAUGUAACCUUAUUACUGAUUGUGGAGAUGGGAGAAACGAGCUGAAGGAUUACCAGAAGAAAAUGAUACGCACACUUGUACGGUGUUUUGCUGUGUUUAAAGUGUGCGUACAUAACUACGGUUCUCCCAACAUCCUCGUUCUCUGUGAAUACCUGAAAGAAAAUUUCGCACUGACGGAGUUACUUUGGUACCGUAACUUUGAUGAGUUAGCACUGGGAACAAUUAAGCAUGUCCUUCAGACAAGUCAGAGGCUGGUAGGCUUACAUCUGCGGACUGACUUAAACAGCACAUCACUUACACCAGCUCUUCAGUCGAAUCGCACGUUAACUCACCUGAAUCUGCGAUAUGCCAGGGUCCGCAUUUCAGGAGCUAAAGCACUAGGAGAAGUUCUUGAAUCAAAUCGUACUCUGACACAUAUAAAUCUACAUGCUAAUAAGAUACGCCAUAUUGGAGCAGAAGCUUUGGCAAAAGGCCUCCAGUCAAAUAAUGUGUUGAAGCAUUUGGAUCUAAGCUGUAACUGGAUCGGCGACCGAGGAGCCGUAGCUCUUGCUCACGUUUUGGAGUCCAACCAUACCUUAACCUAUUUAAAUGUGGGUAAUUAUGCAGAGAUGAUGGAAGGAAUAUCAGAUUUUUUGCGGCCCUCCUCUGAUUUUGAUGACGUUCGUUCUGACUGUAUUGGUGAAUCGGGGGCAUUAGCAAUAGCACACGCACUUCAGUCUAAUUGUUCACUGACUUACUUGGAUCUUCAGGGCAAUCAUGUCAAUGACUCAGCAGCAACAGCGCUUGGACGGGCCCUCCAAUCAAACUACACUCUUACUCAUUUUUAUCUAAGAGGUAUGCUGAUAUCAAACAAAGUUCACUUCGGCAAUUCAGGAGCGUUAGCCUUUGCAAAGGCUCUUCAAUCGAGUGGUACUCAGUUGACCCGUUUGGAUUUGCAUAAUACGUCGAUCAACUCUUCAGUCGCUAUUGCUCUCGCAGAGGGUCUGAAGUCUAAUCAUUCUCUUGAGCGUUUAGAUUUGAGUGUUCAGAUAUCCUCAGAUAGGUUUUGA